CCCUAGGUUGCUACGCUCUUCUAAAAAAAAAAUCUGAGGCACCGUGGUGUCUUUUCAGUGAUGGAAAUGUGCUGUAGCUCUUAAUAUAUUUUCGUUGCUGAUGACCUUGACAAUUCUUUGUAAAGCCAUGACAUGCCAAAGUCGGAGCACCGGGAGCGGUGAGUGUGAUGCCGGAGAACGAGUGGACCCUGUGCCGCCGUCGGAGCGCUGUGUGUGGAUCCACAGCAGUAGAGAGGCGCUGAGGUAACGGAGCGGACACGGGCUCUAUGUUGUAGGACUGCGCCUUGGAGGCAAGUGGCCGCCCGGAGCCCGUCACCAUGAGGGUCUUGUUGAGCGUCCUGUACCCCGUGCUCUCCCUCACCAUCUUCGGAUUAUAUCCCUCUAUGACUAUCGGCCCAAAGGAGGGCUGGCAGGUGUACAGCUCGGCUCAGGAUGCUGAUGGCCGCUGUAUCUGCACCGUGGUGGCUCCUGAACAGAACCUGUGCUCCAGAGAUGCCAAGAGCAGACAGCUCCGCCAACUGCUGGAGAAGGUGCAUAACAUGUCUCAGUCCAUUGAGGUUCUGAACCUCAGGACCCAGAGGGAUUUCCAAUAUGUCAUGAAGAUGGAAAACCAGAUGAAGGGCCUGAGGACCAAGUUCAGACAGAUCGAGGACGACAGAAAAUCCAUCAUAGCCAGAAACUUUCAGGAGCUUAACGACAAGAUGGACGAGCUAAAGCCGCUGAUCCCCGUGCUGGAGCAGUACAAGAUGGAUGCUGCAGUCAUUUCCCUGUUCAAAGAUGAAAUCAAGAACCUCUCUGCAGUGCUGACGAGCAUCCAGGAGGAGCUCGGGGCCUUCGACUAUGACGAGCUCUAUCAGCGAGUCCUGCGUCUGGACAACAGGCUGCGCAGCUGCAUGGGCAAGCUAACGUGUGGGAAAUUAAUGAAAAUCACUGGACCUGUUACAAUAAAGACAUCUGGAACCCGGUUUGGGGCAUGGAUGACUGACCCUCUGGCAUCCACCAGAAACAACAGGGUUUGGUAUAUGGACAGUUACACCAACAGCAAGAUUGUGCGUGAGUACAAGACAAUGGACGACUUUGUAGCGGGGGUGGUUUCUCGAACAUACAGCCUCCCAUUUAAAUGGGAGGGAACCAAUCAUAUGGUCUACAAUGGAUCGCUCUACUACAACAAGUACCAGAGCAACAUCAUCGUGAAGUACAGCUUUGAGACGGGCAGCGUUCUGGCCCAGAGAGCUCUGGAGUUCGCCGGCUUCCACAACAUGUACCCAUAUACAUGGGGUGGGUUCUCCGACAUCGACGUCAUGGCUGAUGAACUGGGAAUGUGGGUUGUGUACGCAACCAAUAAAAACGCUGGAAAUGUCGUCGUGUCCCAGAUCGACCCCGACACCCUGCAUGUCCUGAAGACUUGGAACACUGAAUACUCCAAGAGGAACGCGGGUGAGACGUUCAUGAUCUGUGGGACGCUCUAUAUCACUAACUCUCACCUGUCGGGAGCAAAGGUUUACUACGCUUACUCUACCAAGACUUCAACCUACGAAUACAUAGACAUUCCUUUCCACAACCAGUACUUUCAUAUCUCCAUGCUUGACUACAACGCCAAAGAGAGAGCACUGUAUGCCUGGAAUAACGGACACCAGGUAAUAUUUAAUGUCACUCUCUUUCAUGUCAUAAAAACUGAUGACGACUCUUAA
Molecule: messenger RNA, 1691 nt
Organism: Gymnodraco acuticeps
Lineage: Eukaryota; Metazoa; Chordata; Actinopteri; Perciformes; Bathydraconidae
Gene: olfm3a
Product: olfactomedin 3a
Exons: 7
Coding region: 318-1691 (457 amino acids)
Biological process (GO): signal transduction
Source: RefSeq, a predicted model, not a curated record